Penicillium concentricum is the source of this 615-nucleotide messenger RNA. RefSeq lists its product as uncharacterized. Bases 1 to 615 code for a protein of 204 amino acids. Gene Ontology annotation, biological process: intracellular signal transduction; protein phosphorylation. Gene Ontology annotation, molecular function: protein serine/threonine kinase activity; ATP binding. The record is from RefSeq and is a predicted model, not a curated record. NCBI's taxonomy places the organism in Eukaryota, Fungi, Ascomycota, Eurotiomycetes, Eurotiales, Aspergillaceae. The transcript is spliced from 3 exons. Gene Ontology annotation, cellular component: cytoplasm; nucleus.
AUGGAAGACAUCGAAAAUGCCAGCUUCAAAGAUGUUGAGGAAUCCGAAAUGACCAACCCGUCAGCACGCAAGCAGGUAUCGCAUGAUCGAACCAUUUAUGCCUCGCGAGCCAUCUUUCCGAAGGAGGGACCGCUGCGUCUUUCUGGCUUCAGUGAAGCUAGGAUCGGACCUGGUCCGUAUGAUUAUCCUGCCAUGCCUAUGCCAUAUCGCGCACCUGAGAUAACGCUCGGGGUGCCGUGGAGCUAUCCCAUUGAUAUCUGGUGUGUUGGGCUUGUGGCACGUGAUCUUCUUGGGCUGGGUAGGCCUUUCAAUGCCGACCACGAGGCCGGCGAUAUGUAUGAGGCAGCUCAUCUUGCAGAGUUGAUUGCUGUGCUAGGUCCGCCGCCUGCUGCGUUUCUGGCGCUCAAUCCUGAGAAGGCGGCUCAGUUCUGGGAUGAAGAAGGGAGAUGGAAGGACAUUGUUCCCAUUCCUGAGAGGGGCAUGCUUGAGUCGUUAGAAGGUCAAAUGGAUCUACCUCUUGCGUUUGUGAAGUUCAUGCGCAGAACUUUGACCUGGAUGCCUAAUGAGAGAGCGACUGCUAAAGAUCUUCUUGAGGACCCUUGGUUGAACGACUGA